AUGAAAUACUCCACUCUCGCUUUAUUCGCUACCGCUGUCGUCGCUGCCGAGGAGACCUUCAACCUCAGAGUCGUCUCUGAGAACGCCGAGGUCGACGGCAAGGGUAUCUCCCCAGUCAGAGAAGGUGCUGGUAUCAACUUCUUCCUUCUCGAGGCUGAGGUUGGCCCUGAGUUCCACUACAACGCCGAGGAGGCCCGUCUCUACCAGUACGACGGUGAGGACCAGGCCAACGUUGGUGUUGACGCUGGUUUCCUCCAAGGUGGCCGUGCUGUCGAGCCAUCCGAGGUCACCUUCAACGAUGAGGGUGUUCUCAAGAUCGCCGAGCAGCUCUGGGCCUGUAAGGACCUUAACGACCCAUCCCAGCACUUCGUUGAGGACUACGGUGUCGCUGCUGCCGAUGAGGCCCCUAACGACACCUGUCACAAGAUCUCCUUGCAGAGAGACGACGGUGACAAGAAGGAGGAGCCAGCUCCAUCCCACGAUGGCUGGAACCAGACCACCACCAAGCAGGUCACCGUGACUGGUUACACCACCUACUGCCCUGAGCCAACCACCUUCACCGUCACCACCUGUGUCGAGAAGGUCUGUGCUCCAAAGGAGGUGACCGUGUCCGAGCCAAAGACCGUGACCAUCACUGAGAAGUGUCUCGUUGACAAGACCACCACCCCACACCCAUCUAAGGUUGAGCCAACCGAGAAGCCAAAGGAGACCGAGCCAAAGGAGACCGCUCCAAAGGAGACUGCUCCAAAGGAGACUGAGACCAAGCCAUCCACUGUUGCUGCUCCAUCCACCUCUGCCUCCGUCACCUCUUUCGAGGGUGCUGCUGUGAAGAACGCUGCUGGCUUCGUCGCUGGUGUUGCCGGUGUCGCUGCUUUGUUGAUCUAA
Molecule: messenger RNA, 885 nt
Organism: Candidozyma pseudohaemuli
Lineage: Eukaryota; Fungi; Ascomycota; Pichiomycetes; Serinales; Metschnikowiaceae
Exons: 1
Coding region: 1-885 (294 amino acids)
Source: RefSeq, a predicted model, not a curated record